AUGACUUCGAACUCCUCAACCAUGAUUUCUGUCAUACCCUCAACAACCCUUUCCAAUUCACACCCCAACUUCCUCUCCCGCCUCCCUCCCGAACUUCGCCACAUAAUCUACUCCUUCUGCAACUUCCCCGUUAGCGGUCAUGUCUGGGUAGAUUGUCUCGGUCACACCCACGGCUGUGCAUACAAAUCUCAUAUCAUCUUUCACGAGGAUGCCAAGUGGCCGAUGGCAUUUCAUGCGCUGCCGGGCGAGUUCGUGGUCAAGCGGAGGAUCAAGCAACUUAUAUCUCGUCCUCAAGACGGGAUCGACGGUCUGUUUCGAGGCUUGAGCGUGCAGGUGGGGGGAGAAUUUGCCAUUCGGAAUGAAUUGCUACAUCUACUAUUCGACCAAAUGGAUGUCUAUUUCGAGUACGUCUUAUCUAACGACCCAGCAUCUCAAGUCAGCAGUUCAACUCUCCAGUCGCUGAUAUUCACCUACCUCACAUCCAUAACACUCACACCUGAACCACACCAAAACAUCGAUGGCUCUUGCGUCGCACUAGACACAACCUCCAUCUCCUUCAUUACAGCCCAUUGUCCGAACCUCCAUCACUUGACGUACAUGGUGAUCGUGUGCGAAUGGCUCGAGAAAGGACCUACAGAUGAGGGGGCCAUGGACUUUGCACAGGCGUGUCACCUUCUAACAGUGGAGUGCAAGAAACUUCAGGGUUUGCACUUUGAAUUCUCCGAUCGUGCCAGACAGGUAUCGAGAGGAGAACCCAAGCUGAAAAGGAGUUUGACUGCGGGGAACUGGGGGGUGGUUGUGAUAUGGGUAUGUGAUGUAUUGCGCCAGAUAGUGGAAGAGUAUGGGGCUCAGGAGGAGUGAUUGCUGGUCCGCUUCAAAGACUUUGCUUUGAUGGAAUACUGUGUGUGGCAAGUUCGGGGCUUAUAAUUUGCGCGGUACAUGGCUUCGUGCGGAAAAUCUUCUGGGGAAACGGGAAGACUUCGAAAACGACGUCCUGUUGCAGAGAAUUUAUCAGGACCAUGU
Messenger RNA from Dothidotthia symphoricarpi CBS 119687, 1023 nucleotides. RefSeq lists its product as uncharacterized. The record is from RefSeq and is a predicted model, not a curated record. NCBI's taxonomy places the organism in Eukaryota, Fungi, Ascomycota, Dothideomycetes, Pleosporales, Dothidotthiaceae. Bases 1 to 861 code for a protein of 286 amino acids. The transcript has 3 exons.